AUGUCUGCCGAAGUCGAGCGCGAGCUGUUGAACCACUACAAGCUCGACUCUCUAUAUCCCUCCGAAUGGCCGGACCGGGACGACGACGACUGCAAUAGCGAUGCCGACCAUGACGCGACAAACACGAACCACAGGGAGUCCAAGUUCGCUGCGCUCGAUCGCUCCGUCUCUGCUGGAGGAAAGAGAGCCGACAACAGCGUGCAGAAAGAUGAACCCGAUCCGCUAGGCAUCGUCCCGAGUGUUGUCCACGAACUGCGCCGUCGUGGCCUACCUGUCGAGGAGAAUGUCCGUCUGCGCAACCGCUUCAUGCUGUCCUCGACCACCUUCUCGCCCAACCUGUUCCUGUCGCAAGUUCACCACGACGCUUCGACCGACUCACUCCUCAACGGUCUCCACUUCUUGUCUAGUUCCAUUGAGCAAAAGUCUGCCUCACUCAAGUUGCUGGUCGAGUCCAACUUCGAACGCUUCGUCAAAGCAAAGGCUACUAUCGACAACGUAUACACCGAGAUGCGCACCCAAGGCCAGCAGGCUAUGCCAGUAUCCCCUGGUCACCAGCGAAGACACUCGAGGCACACCAGUCGGGGAGGCAUAUCGCACUUCCGUACUCCUAGCGGAGCUCUGUCCCCCUCGGUCGCAAGCAAACUUCCAGACAAGAAAAAGAAUGCCUUGACAAAAGAGAGCGAAUACGGUGUUCUUGGCAUCAAGGCUCCUCUGAUUGAGCUUGGUGCCAAAGCUGAGGAAGUCUGGGGCCCUGCACUGGGCGGUCGUGAAAAGGAGGAAGAUCUCAAGUCUGUGCUAACCUAUCUUGAACAACAUCGUGACGUUUUUGAAAUCGGUCAAGCCUUGCAAGACGCAAUUCGCAAGAAGGACUAUGACUCUCUUGUAACCGAAUACAACCGUGCUAAGAAACUUGCGAAUGAUGCCACGAGAAAAGCUGAAUCUGGUCAAGAAUUAUCAGAUUCUGACGUGCAUCAGAUCUUGGUUGCUGCAAAAGUUUGGUCAGAUGCUCAGUCUCAAAUUGGUGCCUUCAAACGCGAAUCUCGUAAAACCCUUUCUGCUGCUAGGAUCCGCCGUUCUACGCCAUCUACUGCUGCUCAACCUGACACGACCAUGACUCUAAUCGCUACUCUUUUGCAACUCGACAUGGACGACAACCCCAUCACAUUCUGGCUGUUUAGUCGAUACAACAAUCUCAAAGAGAAGCUCACUCGCUCCUUCGAUCGUAUGCGCAUAGAGAUCGAAGUUUCAAGGCGGCGUUUGGCAUCAGCAGAACCACCUAAUCUCCAAACAUCGAAACUCCAUCUUCAAUCUGCUGUAGCCAACCUCGUGCAAGACCGAAACUCGAACAACACUUCUAAUGCCAUGGACGCUUCCAAGAUAAUCGAUUUCUGGGAGAAGAUUCAGAGUGCACUAAACAGCUUGUUGUCUGUACAAGGGGGUCUGUUGGGAGAGAUAGUCGAAUUUUGGGAGACUGCAGAAUCGUUCAUCUCUCACAAAGCCCAGAGAAAUCUACCCACUGGAGUUUUUGCUUCGGAGGGCCGUCAACAUCUUGAUCUCAGGGAGGACGAGAUAAACCGCCUUCGUCAAUCUGCUACCGAUCUGCUCAACAGUAUGCGCGAAAACAUCUACUCGUUCUUCGUCGACUCGCCAGUUGAAGACAUCUCAUCCUUGUUCUCGCCCGUUCCUGCAACACCCGACACUCCAUCGUCUAGUCUGGCCAGUGAUCAGCGCAUGUUUUCAUUCGAUGUGAACAACAUCCCUGAACCCUCACCGAGACGAGGAGAAUCUUGGGAGAAAUUUGCCUUCUGGGCGCCAUACGCAAAUUCUUUGAGUGGUGUUCAUUAUCUCAGCAAUAUUUUGCUCCUCGUUGGAACGUCAGCAGGCGAGGUUGCUAGUCUUUCCCUCGUCAGAGAUAACUACCGUAUGGCAGAACAGCUGAAGACCAUGGUCAGCGGAGUGCGCGAACGCUGCAUCCAGGCUGUUUGCGCUGCGUGGAACGUCGACUCUGACAAGACCAGAUAUCUCGAAGACUGGACGCGGCAUACAGAUCGCCGCGAUCUCACCAACAUGCCAUUCCGCUUCAGUGCGUUUGAGGAAACCAUCCUUAGUGAUAUGCAGAAAAUUCUGUACAUCUCUGGUGCGAUGUCGCGUCCUGGUUAUGAGGAUGUCGUUGGACCACCGCCGACCAAGCUUCUCCAGAUGGUCAGACAUCAGUUCAUCACCAGCAUAUACAAAACACUUAGUGGCGCUGUUGAGAAUGCAGAGAAGAACAAAAAGAUUGGAGAUUCUGGGAUUGAUGACCCAGAUGGUCUAACAGUACCGGUGACGCAAAGAGGCUCGGCCACAGACAGCAGCGUUGUGACCACACAAGCAACAGACAAGGUAAAUCAGAGAACACCCGUUACAGCGUCAAGAACUAAAAUUGAUACANNGAAUGUCCGCCUACUACUCACACUCAGCAACCUGAAUCAUCUUCGGCGCGAAGUGGUGCCUCAGUUGAUUUCGCAGUUCGAGUCCUCUUUCUCAAUCAAGUUCACCGACGAAUCUAAACAAAUCCGCGACGUACUCAAGCAGAUCGAUGAUCGUCUAUUCUUAGGCUACGUCAAACCUACAACCACACAACUUUGGGAAAUCAUCACGGCUGGCAUCUCGUCUCCAACCUGGCUACCUAAGGCCUCCACAAGACCCACGAAUGCUCGUCCCUACAUCUAUGAUGUGCUGCUUGCUUUGGUGUUAGUACAUACCGAAGUCUCAACCACAGCAAGCACGUUAACCUCGCCGCUUCUAUCCCACUUCCUCGAAUCCGCCAGCGAGUCCCUUCUUGCAGCUUUCUCUGAGCGUCGCUCCUACUCUCUGACGGCUCUGAUGCAAGCGACCCUCGACGUCGAGCUGCUCGCCCAAACUCUUUCGAACUACACCACCGAAAAGGCCUCGGAGAUCCAAUCGAAGAUAUACUUGGUGCUUGACGAGAGAACGGAUGCAGAUGCAAGGACUAGAUUGCAGGCUGAGUUGCCAGAGAUGAGGGCUAUCUUGAAGAGGUUGAGAGAGGGUACCAAGGGACAAUUUGGAUGCUUCAGGAGAGAGAGAAGGGUCAGAAGCGACAGGCCUGGUAGCUCGAGAAGUGGUGGGACUGCAGGAAACGGGUCGGUGGUCGGAUAG
This is a messenger RNA of Aureobasidium vineae, 3159 nucleotides long. The record is from the annotation of a GenBank genome assembly. Lineage: Eukaryota; Fungi; Ascomycota; Dothideomycetes; Dothideales; Saccotheciaceae.